Messenger RNA from Naegleria lovaniensis, 690 nucleotides. RefSeq lists its product as uncharacterized. The record is from RefSeq and is a predicted model, not a curated record. Lineage: Eukaryota; Heterolobosea; Eutetramitea; Acrasida; Naegleriidae. The coding region runs from base 1 to 690 and encodes 229 amino acids. The transcript is spliced from 2 exons.
AUGAAUCGAAAGCUAUUGAGCGAAAAAGAGCUUGCUGAAUAUCAGAAUCUGUAUGAAUUUCUAAUGAUUGAUGAUUACAAACAGGAGAUGCAACGAAACCACACAGCAAACAAUGCAGGAGAGUAUCUCAUCAUGACGCCUCGUCAGCAGCAAGCGUUAAUACCAAACUCAGCAUCUCUAUCAAAGUUGCUCCAAAAACGGCUAACGGUCAAACAAUUGAAAAGUUUAUUCAAACGUACAGGAUAUGAAGUGAGUGACCGAACAAUGCAAGAAAUUAUUCAUUCCAGCAGAGCAAGGUCAAGCAGAUCCUCCUCGAAAAAAUCAAGACGCACUCUUGUCACAAAAAAUCAAGUAUUGCAAGCUUUCAAAAUUCUAAAUGAAGAUUCUGAAAAUGAAUGGAUGGAUUGUCAGGUACUAGAAAAUUAUUUGAUGAAUUUUUCGUAUCAUACAGAAAAAGCGUUUGAAGCUAGUCAUGCAGAUUAUUCUCUUGAGGAGUUGUGUCACACAGACAGAUCACAUACCACAACUGAGUCUUCUCAUAAAUCGUUUCUAAGCGAGGAAGUGAGAAAGUUUUUGCAACAUGAUUUUUCAAAAGUCAUGAGUGUGUUGGACCCCUUUGGCACUGGACAGUUUAACUAUCGAAAGUUUGUUGAGAUGGCUUUUUGUGAUCACCGUCAUGUGGAUCAAUAA